CGCGAGACACUGUUCUUCAUCACCACCAUCACCAGCGAGCUGAGAAGCGCGCGACACCGUAAUCAGGCUCUAAAGAUCACACGAAGCUGCAGUGAGGGGUCUCCGGUAAGAUUGAGAUGAAACGUUUCCUGCUGCUGAGGAGUGUUUAAGAGAUCAGGAGCCUCAUAAAAGCUAAAGGAACUGAAUAUUUUUGUAGAAAAGCGCGCGUUCGUUAGAGGAAUGGAGGCUGCUGGGUAGCUUCCCUGCGCUUCCGGUUAUUAAUCACCUGUCCCGUGCGUGUGACCAUGAGACGGAUCGGGGUCGUGUGCGCGCUGCUGCUGCUGCUGCUUAGUGCGCGUGUGUCGCGGAGCUGUGCGCAAGACGUUGUACCUGGUUCAGGGUUUGACUGCUGUGAAAGCGACGUCCUGAUCCUGCUCGACUCAUCUGGAAGCGUCUCUUUUUACGAGUUCUCCCGCAUGCUCCACUUUCUGUCUGACUUGCUCCACCCCUUCAAGAUUGGGCGUGGUCACGUCAGGGUGGCGCUGGUGCAGGUAGACACUGAGCCGCGGGUAGAGUUUAACUUCGAUGCCCACAGCAGCCAGGAGACUCUACAGGAGGUGCUCCUGAGAACACCACAGCUUCGCGGGGACACCGAGACAGAAACGGCGCUGCUAUUGGCCCAGAGGUUACUGCAGCAAACGGCAGGACAGGAAGUUCCGCCCAGAGUGCUCCUCUGGCUGACAGAUGGGGUGGAGCUGGGGAACGUGGAGGGCCCGAUCGCAGCGCUCCGUGAGGAUGGCGUGUCUGUGCUGGCAGUUUCUAUUGGACACUCAAAUUACCAGGUGUUUAGCAGAGUUGUGACUCCACCCAUCGAGCAACACCUGUACUUUAUAGACCCCGAUUCUAUGGAUAUAAUCGCCAAAGACCUGACAGAAGCCAUUAUAGAGCUGAUCUGCACCAAGUGUCUGAACGUUCGUGACGUGACUUCCCAUAGUGCCGUGCUGCACUGGCGGCCCGUUUUGAUCGGAGGACUCAGAUGGUACGAACUGAAGUACGGAGAGGCGGAGCAGAGCAUCGACACGCACCAAAUACUUACAUUGUCACCUGAGGACACCAGGACUGAUCUCACACACCUGCAGCCUGACACACACUAUAAUGUGAUGCUCACUGCACACACACUACACACAACACACACACCACACGGCAUAAUGCACAGCACCAGCUUCACCACCCUGCCAGAUGUAUUGGGUCCUACCACUGUGAUGGUCUCAGAAUCUGGUUCAGACCGGCUGCGUGUGAGCUGGUCCCCGGUUCGGUCGGGACAGGUGGAGAGGUACCAGGUGGAGUUUGGGCCUAUUCCACGUGGGGAUGUACGCUCUGUAACCUCAUCACAGACCAGCGUCCUGCUCACACAGCUCCAACCCGACACACAUUACCUCAUCACCAUUAGUGCCCUGUACUCCUCUGGCCAGCAGGGGGCCAUUUCCAUUAAAGCCUGCACUCAGGAGGUUCUCUCAGCAGUACACAACCUCCGACUGACACCCAUGGGCUUCAACUCUGUCAAAGUGGACUGGAAGACCCAGGAGCAAGGGGCAGGGCUUCAGGGAUACUGGGUGAAGUGGGAGACAGCUGAACACUCUACAUCUUCAUCCUCUUCAUCCUCAUCACGUUACCUGCCUGCUCAUUCACUGUCUAUUGUACUGACUCACCUGAACCCAACGACCCGAGUGUGUGUGUCUCCGGUGUACAGGACGGCACGUGGAGAGGGGCAGUGCUGCACUACACACACACACACAGCUGCUUUGUGAAAAGAGAGGUUUCCAGACUCCAGAGGAAGGAGCGUGACCAGCUUUUGGUGUGCGAUGGAGGAGGGAAAAAAACAGUCACUUUGGUUCCUGUUAGCGAAAUGGCUAAAAAUCUGGCUUUCUUGUUGCUCAGCAUAAAAGAUGAAGAGUUGAAAACUGAAAUUCACCUCAUAAAUACUGUCCAUUAUCUCUAUUCGUGAAAUAGCCUGCAUUAACCCUAACAUUUCAAAUUUGAUUCACAGACCUUAGAAAUCCUGUCAGGAUAGCUUAUGCUAGCUAGCUGCCUAAUGCCAGUGAUGAAGGUUUUAUUCAAUUCUUUUUACAUUACUCAUAAAUCUGAAGAGGUUUACUAUAUUUGCCACCUAAAUCAAUAACCUUGAAAGUCUUAAAAUCCUCAGAGAUAUCCUACUGGAUUAGCAUGUAUUAGCCAGGCUGCUAGCACUAACAUUACAGACAAUGGAGUAACAAGUUUAAUCAUACAAUAAUAUAAAAUAUAAAACAGAAUUUUACAUUGCAUCAAGUGCUCAAGUGUCUUCUCCAGUGUUCUUAAAAACAAAUAACCCAAAUUAAACUGGUGUCCAGUCUGGUGUCCAGUCUGCUCCUGAGCUGGUGUCACAGCAAAGGAGAAGAAAAAUCAUUACUUCAUCUUCACACGUAAUGCUGUGACCUGAAUAAAGUCUUCUGGAUUAAAUGAGGUGAUCGAUGAGGAUCAGAGGUGUAAGGGGUUAAAGGUGAAGGAGCAAAAAAAAGAUCUCAUCUCUACAUCUCAUUGUGAGGAGCUCUGUGGGGUUUAGAUACAUCCAUUCAGUUCCUGCCUUCAUGCACAGCUUCUCUCUCUCUCACACUCACACACACAGUGCCACCCAGUGCUGUCUACACACAGUUACACAAAACAAUACUGUGAUGGAAGAAAGAAAUUAUUUUGUCAUUUAUCUCCAAUAACAAAGAGGUCCAAAAUUCCAACAAGUUAUUUGUUUGUUUUAAAUAAUGCUUAAGGGCUGAUUUAUUACACUGAGAUGCAGGUAUGAAUGAUACAGAACACAUUUACUAAUGGAGAUGUCACGUGCCGAUCUGAUAGCAGUUUAAUGUUUCACUACAGUUUAUUUAAAGACACAUCUGUGAAAUAAACAUCUGGUUGGAUAAAAGA
Messenger RNA from Tachysurus fulvidraco (yellow catfish), 2931 nucleotides. Its product is annotated as von Willebrand factor A domain-containing protein 1-like. The transcript has 6 exons. Lineage: Eukaryota; Metazoa; Chordata; Actinopteri; Siluriformes; Bagridae. Gene Ontology annotation, molecular function: protein binding. The record is from RefSeq and is a predicted model, not a curated record. The coding region runs from base 285 to 1787 and encodes 500 amino acids.